Messenger RNA from Paramacrobiotus metropolitanus, 1634 nucleotides. RefSeq lists its product as uncharacterized. Bases 141 to 893 code for a protein of 250 amino acids. The record is from RefSeq and is a predicted model, not a curated record. Lineage: Eukaryota; Metazoa; Tardigrada; Eutardigrada; Parachela; Macrobiotidae. The transcript has 3 exons.
GGAGGCCAACUCCCGGUACGCCCUGACCGGGUUCUACGGACAACAGGCUCCCGGGUGUCAGGCGGGCGCCGGGUCACACCGUCUCGACGGGAAAGUGGGGGCGUGCGGCGUGGUCAGUGGGGAGGAGGACGGACGGCGCUAUGUCGAAUGCGUGGCGGUGGUGGAGAUCCCGGAUAUCUUCCCUGUCCAGUACCUCCUGGAUCAUCCCGUCGUCGAGCCGGCGAAUCAGUCCGCCUACAGAAUACGUUGCCAAGAGGGUACGAAACAGCAAAAGAAUCAGUUUGGGGAAGCCGUUGGCACUGGCCGCUGGAAAGAGCCAUGUUGUCGGGAAAGGUCACGAGAAUGCUGUUUUGCGCGUGCCAACGAAUAACUUUGCUGUUGGAAAGUACACCUUCGACGUGCUGGCCGAGGGGCUGGAUUCAGCCGAUUGGGAUAUCCGCGUGGAGUCGUGUUGGGCGACGUACACUGAUAAUGCCGAUGAUCCGCUGCGCUACGACCUCAUUCACAGGGGGUGCUUCUUCGACCUGUCGACGGAGCUGGAGUUCCUCUUCACCGCAACGCACUUCGGCUACCGCUACGCCUUCACCCCCUUCCGCUUCCGCGGGCAGUCCACAGGCGCGGCCUUCGUGCACUGCCGGGUGGGUCUGUGCCAGGCUUCGGCGGCCGACUUCGGCGCCUGCAUGGGCCGCAACCUGGACCCAUUCUGCCGGCUGCCCACCGACCUGCGCAAGAUCACCCGCCAGGUGCCCGGCCGCAUCAGCGUCCUCAGUGGUCCCUCCAACCGCACCGUGCCGGCAGCCGUACGAAGGCCGAAACGGUCGCUUCCGGAGGCGGACGCAGUAUCCGCCGCGCUGCACGCACCGCUUCAACCUGCUUCGCUGUGGAUUGUAUAGUCGCCGUGUGUUCAAUGCCGGCUCGGUUCGCUCGUGAUUGUAGCAGUAUUAAUUGUUCUUCUCUGCGUUCUAAUCAACAGAUUUUACCCGGCUGUAGUCAGUGAUCUGCCGUAAUAGAAGUAAUAGAAGAGGAUAACCUUUGACCUUUGUGCAAAUACUAAGGGCGAUGACCUUUGGGCAUAUGUAAGAAUAUGUCGAUGACCUUUUUUGCAUAUCUAUACUUCGCUUACUGCCUUAUAUGGGCUCCCCUUAUAUUACUCUCCCUUAUCUGGGCUCCCGAGCAAUAUGAGCAACCCUCUACAUUGGCGGUUACGUUAUUACUCACAGUUUUGCAGCUGUUAUCAGUGUAUGACUGAAUGAAAAUUUAGAUGUAUGUACUUGAAAUACUUAUUUCGCCAGUACUUUUGUAGCAUUGAGUUUGUAUCAACGUUUGUGGCAUUUUUUAGUUUGUUCAUUGGCAAAUCCGGUUGAAAUUAAUGAAAAAUAUAUGUAGAUAAUAUAAUUAUAUAAAUAUAAUUCGGAUGUGAAAUUUCGGAAUUCUUUGAUGUGCUCACUUGUAAAUCCGGUUGAAAGAAGUAGAAAAGGGUUCUGCUAUAAAUCCGAUAAAUAAUUUGACGGGUAUUGCUCACUAGCCGGGAGCCCAGAUAAGGUAGAGUAAUAUAAGGGGAGCCCAUAUAAGGCAGUAAGCGAAGUAUAUUCCAGUGACUUUUGUGCUAAAAUGUAAUAUGACGAUGACCUUUG